Pelagomonas calceolata is the source of this 2761-nucleotide messenger RNA. Lineage: Eukaryota; Pelagophyceae; Pelagomonadales; Pelagomonadaceae. The record is from the annotation of a GenBank genome assembly.
AUCAGAUUACGAGAGGCUCUGGGAGACAGAAGACAGGCAGCCCGCCGGACGAUGCGUUCCGUCCUCGUCGUCCUCGCGCUUUGGGACGCGGGAGCUGCGGCGGACCUCGCCGCCCUCGCCCCGUUCGCCCCGGAGGAGCAUGCUCCCGCCGUCAAGCGCAGCGCGGAGAGGGCAGCCAAAGCGUCGCGGCUCGUCGCGGAUCACGGUCAUUUGCUUCCCCCCGACCUGCGCGAGAAGGCCCACGACCUCUUGAAUGAGCACGACUUCCGCGUGCACGCGGCGCUCGACAGCGCGAGGCCGGGCCCGGCGCUCGCGGCUAUCCAGAAGAAGGAAUCAGGGUACCUCAAGGCCUUCCAGAAGCUCGGCGGGGAGAGAGCGGCGACGAAGGCGAAACAGCUGCCGAAAGACGAAGAGCGCAGAAAGCUCCGCGCGACGCGCGACGUGCUCCGAGCGGCGACGGGCCUCGACGCCGAGGAACCAGUCUGGGGCGCGCCGUUCCGCGCGCUCGAAGCGCUGUUCGGCGAGGGCCACGCGCCCAUGGAGGCGCUCGGCGUUUCGGCCAAGUUCUUCGAGGACGGAACUGCUCUAACAAAGCGCUACCACGUCGCGCUUUCUCCGCCAUGCGACUGCUGGACCUUCGGGCGCGAGGCGGUCGUCGAGCAGGCGAAAAGCGUCGCCGAAUCCCUGAAAGCGCCGCCGCUCGUCGAAGCCUGGCUCGAUUCCAUCGCGGCCGACGACACGGGAAAGCUGCCGAGCGUCGGCUUCGGCGUGUCGGCCGAGGAUGGCGCGUGCAAGCUCUACGUCCUGAACUAUGGCGGCAACGAACUCCCGCCGCUGCCGCUCCUCGAUUCGUUACCGCAGACCGCGCGCAAGCCAGACCGCGCGUCGUCGGUGCUGGUCUCGGUCGAGUGGAAGUUCGGCGACAUGAAAACUCAACAGAUGCGCCAGUACGCCGUCGAGGCCUCUGCGGACGACGUAGCGGUGGCGCGCCACACGCAGGACGAGCGCUUCGCCGGCGACGAGCUCGUGGCGGCACUCGACGGCACGUUCGGGGUCAAGCAGAGCGAGGACAUCGCCGUGACGGCGCCGUUUCAAUACGUCGGAGACGCGACGCCGCUCGUCGCCGCGCCGCUCUCGAAGUCGGGCCUCAAGCUGAAGCCCCAGGAUGGCGGCAUCGACUCGAACGCCGAGACGGAUGCAAAACUGGCGGUUCUGUUGAAAGACGCGGCGCCGGGCGCCGGAGCUUGGCUCGACCGGUCGCGCGUCGUAAGACACGCGCUUUCCAACGUCCAGUUCGGCGAGGCCUUCGUCACGUUGUACAGACAUCCGACGGUCUUCGGUUUCGUGGACCCGUCCUCGGCGCCGCAGCACCUCGCGCUCCGAAACGCGCUCACUAAGCGGGCGGGCGCGUCGCGCCGGCGCCUCUCCGGAACGACGCCCUGCGACGAGGCCGAAGAACUCUUCAUGGACCGAGCCGUCGGCGACUCAGGGUUCGAUGUUCAUUCAAUACAACGAUGGCGUGAAGGUUCACGACUCGACGUCCACACAGGUCUGGGGCAGCGAGGAUUCGGACUGCGCAGACGACAAGGAGAAGGCCGAGAAUGCGGGGAAGUGCCCGAGCUCGUGCCAGAGGGACAUCGACUGCCUCAUCGCCUCGUGCUCGGACUGCGCUGUCGUGGACGUUGUUUGCGACGAAAAAAUCGACACCGCCGCGUAUCCCCAGCUCGCGGGCCAAGCGACUGACGAGGAUGGAAAUAAUCGAACAUACAGUGACCUAGACCUCGCCGAUGUUCCGGCGGAAAAGAAGCUCCAGGCUCCGUACGGGGACAGCGGGCUGUUCGACACGAUGAAUCUCUGGGGCCCCGAGGGCUGCCGGUACCCCUACUACGGCUACCUCCCGGACGCUCCGCUCUGCAACGAGUGCUCGUCCUUGGCCGAGGCAAAGGAGGACGUGCUCAAAGGCCUGUGGGAUGGCCCGUGCAACUCGGAAGACCCGCCGACGUGGGACGACGAUGAGGGGCCCUACACCGAGUACACCCCGCCCACCCCCGCGAACUACCCCGGCUGUGGCUGCGACUGCGCGGACUUCCUUCGCCGCGACAUCUCGGCGCAGUGCACGCCGACCUCCUGUAUCCAUGUCGCCCAACAGUACGCGCCCGCCAACUCCGUUUGUGCCGGCUCCGACGUCAAGUGGGACACGGUCUCCGGGUGCACCGAUGAAUACGGCACCGGGACGCAGUUCGACUCGACGUGGUCGGGUGACGCGUGUCUGGACUCCACGGGGGCCACAACGGUAGUCCAGGAUGCCUCCGCGACGUGCUACCAGACACAGGCCUCGAUCUCUGAAGCAGAUCUGGUAGACUACAAGGCGAACCCGAAACAAUGCGCUGCUAAGCCCAUCUCGGCCGCGGCCGCGACCGCGACCGGGCCGGUCGCGGCCGCGGCCGCGGCCGCGACCGGCCCCGCGAUCUCGGCGGUCCUCGCUCUCGUCGGCGCCGUCGCGCUCGGGCCGUGAGCCGUCCCCAUCGAGCCCCGGCUUUCCGCCCCAUCGUACAUAUCUCGCGAGUCACCCAUGUGGAGCAUACUACUCCGCACCAUGUCCAAUGUCUAAGUACAAGGCUUUUUGUCUAAUGAAAUGUUCGGUUAAAUGGGAGUCUGCUAGCGAGCGGCAGAUUAGUAACGAGCCGCCGAGGUCGUAUAUACAAACGGAAUGACGAAUGACGACGCGCGCGGGGGAAUGGAGUCAGGGCUUCUCGACGAG